Messenger RNA from Rhizoctonia solani, 1653 nucleotides. RefSeq lists its product as uncharacterized. Bases 1 to 1653 code for a protein of 550 amino acids. The record is from RefSeq and is a predicted model, not a curated record. NCBI's taxonomy places the organism in Eukaryota, Fungi, Basidiomycota, Agaricomycetes, Cantharellales, Ceratobasidiaceae. Gene Ontology annotation, biological process: iron ion transport; intracellular manganese ion homeostasis. Gene Ontology annotation, cellular component: membrane. The transcript has 15 exons. Gene Ontology annotation, molecular function: cadmium ion transmembrane transporter activity; manganese ion transmembrane transporter activity.
AUGUCGAACCAGAUACAGGUGCAACAAGUCGAGGCAGACGCACUGCCACGUUUACCCAAUGAAUCACAGUCGAGUUUGAAACAACCCAACGACAAGGAUAUCCAGUCUACGAAAAAUCCCACCAAGAUGGAGAAAUUCAAGGCAAAAGCCAAAAUCGGAAAGGACUUCCUGGUUGUACAUAUCACCCGUCACUGGCACUUUUAUUCGCCGAACCGGAUGAAAGGAAAACCGACUUUCCUGCGAAAGUGGAACUGGAGUGUGGAUUUACAGGCAGGAAGCCAAUACGGAUACAAGCUCUUAUCAAUUGUCCUACUAGCUGGCCUAGGCGCGAUUCUCUUGCAGACUAUGGCUGCCAGACUAGGGUGUGUAACAGGACGCGGUAAGCUUGCAAGUAGUCCGCAAAUAGGAAGUCGAACUGAUGGCCGUAGAUUUGGCUCAACACUGUCGGUUAUUAUUACACUCACGGCCAAAGCACAAGCUCUGGUUUCGGCGAGGAUUGUUGUACCCGAUACCUUGCCGAGGUACGUGAAUGUCCAUGUCGUGGUUGCGGCGUUGUUCAUUAUGAUUGAUUUGCUGUGUGCUAUGCUCCAGCUCCUUGGUAGUGCAAUAGGCCUUUCACUCCUUGUUCCCGCUAUCCCAUUCAAUGGCACCAACAUCAUCCGGGCGGCCAGUACGCGCCUUCGAGUGGUUACUGAUGAUCUCGUUCUCAUCGUGUUCGUCGUGUUUAUCAUUCUCAUCAGAAAGAUCGAUCCAUAUUGGCCGGAUGUAUUCAAUGGCUAUCUACCUUCAAAGACAAUCUUCCAACCCGGCGCUCUGUACACAUCGAUCGGUAUCCUAGGCGCCACAGUUAUGCCUCACGCACUAUUCUUGGGUUCGAGUCUUGCUACUUUAGAUCGUGUCUCGCACCCACCUGUGGUUGCUGCGACCCUUCCCUUAGAUGACAGAAGCGGAACUAUACGUUUUGGCAACAGGAGUCGGUGGCCGGCAGGCCAACCCUCACAAGGGUCACCUCAAUUCGCCGCACGAGCCUCUGACGUGAAUUUGAAUCACGAGGAGAACAAGGUCGAGCCACAAACGCAGGCUCAUGCAAGUCCCGGGCGCCAAAAUAACUCGUUCAACUUCAUCAAGGCUCACCUGAACCAUGCCAUCGUCGAUAUCGUUAUGAGCCUUUUGGGAUUCGCUGUGUCGAUCAAUUCAGCGAUCUUGAUCCUAGGGGCUGCCGCAUUUUACUAUGGCGGGGAUGGUCAAAUAUUGGAUGCUGGGUUAUUCGAUGCACACGAUCUCAUACGUGAUAAGAUCGGAAGACCCGCAGCGUUCCUAUUUGCUCUCGCGCUCCUCUGUUCUGGUCAGAGUGCGUCUAUUACUGCUACGCUCGCUGGACAGAUCGUAAGCGAAGGGUUCAUUGAAUGGCGAAUCUCGGUUGCCUUUGGCGCGACGGACUAUCACUCGGUUGAUUGGUCUAGUCCUUCGAUGGUCGUUGCCAUUGCUGUGGGACGUCAAGGAAUCGACGCGCUUUUAGUGGCCUCGCAAGUCGCUCUCAGCAUUGUUCUGCCAUUUGUCAUAUUCCCCCUGGUUUACCUCGCCAGCUCGGAUGCUGUUAUGAGCGUGCCCACACCCGAUGGUGGCACCAAAAGCUACAAAAACCAUGGAUAA